ACACAGGAAGGUCACCCCAUCCCCCACCAUCAUCAGGGUGAAGAUCUGAUGAACAUGAAAGUUGAGGGUGAAGUAGAAGAGACGUAUGUGAGGGAUGAUCAGCAAUAUAUGAAGGAGGCUGGAGUGACGAGGACAUUCAAAGAGGAGGAGGACACUCCUACAGAGAUCAGCACAGGACAUGUCAUGGAGAAACCCUCAAAGGAUCGUCUCACUUUAUCUUCAGGGUGUAAAAUGGAAGAUGAGGACAUCACAAGAGAUUGUGCAGGAGAAAAGACCACAAGCUCAGUUAUGGAUGGAGGACUUCACAGUGUGGAUAGACCAUCAAAUCCCUCUGACUCUGAGCAACCUCGUACUGUGAGGGAUGGUGUCGGAAUUCAGGGGGAGGAGAAAUUUUCCUGUCCUGAGCGUGGGGAAAGUUUUAACUCUGAAUUAAGUCUUACUGUACAUCAGAGUGAGAAGCUCCAUUCCUGUUCUGAGUGCGGGAAAUGUUUUCUUCAUAAAUCAGAACUGGUCAUACAUUGCAGAUCUCACAGGGGGGAGAAAAUGCAUUCCUGCUCUGAGUGUGAUAAAUGUUUUACAGCAAAAUCAAAACUUACUAGACAUCAAAGAUCCCACACGGGGGAGAAGCCGCUUUCCUGUUCUGAGUGUGGGAAAAGUUUUACAGCUAAAUCAAAACUUACUAGACAUCAAAGAUCUCACACGAGGGAGAAGCCAUUUUCCUGUUCUGAGUGUGGGAAACGUUUUUCAGAUAAAUCACACCUUUUUAGCCAUCAGAGAUCUCACACGGGGGAGAAACCGUAUUACUGCCCUGAGUGCGAAAAAUGUUUUUCAAAGAAAUCAAACCUUGUUGCACAUCAAAUAUUGCACAAGGGGGACAAGCCAAACUCCUGCCCUGAGUGUGGGAGAUGUUUUGCAAGGAAAUCAGACCUUGUUAAACAUCAGAUAUCUCACACAGGGGUAAAGCCGUAUUCCUGCACUGAGUGUGGGAAUUUUUUUUCACAGAAAUCAAACCUUGUUGCACAUCAGAUAUUGCACACGGGGGAGAAGCCAAACUCCUGCCCUGAGUGUGGGAAAUGUUUUGCAAGGAAAUCAGACCUUGUUAAACAUCAGAGAUCUCACACAGGAGAGAAGCCGUAUUCCUGCCCUGAGUGUGGGAAAUGUUUUUCACAGACCUCAGGUCUUGUUUCACAUCAGAGAUCUCACACUGGAGAGAAGCCAUAUUCCUGCUCUGAGUGUGGGAAAUCUUUUUCACAGAACUCAAGUCUUGUUUCACAUAAGAGAUCUCACACGGGGAUGAAGCUGUAUGACUGCCCCGACUGUGGGAGAUGUUUUUCACAGAAAUUAAGCAUUAUUUCGCAUCAGCCAUCUCAUGCUGGGGAAAAGCCCUUUCUCUUAUGUUCAUUGCCAGACACAGCCUCUUCUUUAUCCAUGACCAAACAGAGUUUUAUAGCCCCACAGACAGGAGUGGGACACUAGGCUGAAAAAAAACUCAGCAUGUCCUUUGGGCAGUUCUCUCUGGGUUUAAAACCCCCACUCUGCUAUAGGCAACCCAGUCAUUUAGCCAAGUGUUUUCAGGAACACGGACCUGGUUUUCUGUUGGGACUUGUGGUCCUAUAUAUAUAUUUUUUUACAUUUAAUUUCUUUCCUGAGAUUUUUUCCUUCCUGCAGAGAAUCAUCAACAGUCGGGCUGGGCAAUGGGCUGAAUAAUCUACAUACAGUGAUCACCCCAGUCUGACCAGCAGGCACAUGCUGAGCUCUGGGUCAGCACCGACAUGCCCCAUCCUGAACAGAGGUGACCAGCAAGUUAAACGUCUCGCGGGGACACAUAUGACCAAUUUCACAGUCCUUUAGUCCCUGGCCAACAGCCCACUUAAACUCCUUGUGUCGACACAUAUGACCAGUGUCACAAUCCUUGUCACAGAAUAAUCCCUGGCCAACAGCCCUCCCACUUCUGUGGAUAGGAGGAUCUAUCAUGGGAGCCUUACCCCUACGCUCCAGUGGAUUGGUACUGUUGGGGGGGGGGGGCUCACAUGCAUGCAUGCAGCCACCAUGUUGCCAUGUUUCUGGAGCCGCAGACAAAUUUUUCCUGGGUUUUGGAGAGAUUUCUGUACUUUCCAUGCCCGGUGGCAAUUUUGCCUGGGACUGACUGGCUGUAUAGGCUAUAGGAGCUGGCUGAGGGAGGUCCAGAGUGGCCAUUUUCUUGUAACCAUGUCCUUCCUUCUGAGGGUCAGAGAAUGUAGCAGCAGGCCUUGGAACUCAUGGAGCAUGGUUCUGGGCAGGACACAGCAGCAACAGCAUGUGGGUGAUUCCUUGCAACCUCUGGUGGUUCUCUCUCUCUCUCUGCUAGGUAUACUGGAGAUGGUCUCUCCUUCUUAGUGCCUUGUGGGGACCCUGGUUGCAGCAGCACCCAUUGGGUGGUGGGUCUGAAAACUCACUCUACCAUUCUGGAGUAAUUUGUCUCCCGAGUGGAGGCGGCGUUUGUACUCAAGGCAAGCAAGAAGCACCCCCCACCAUCACCCUUUUCCUCAGACUGUACUGAGCCUGAGUUAAGUUUCACCACUGCCAGAUCCACAUUUUCUGCAAAUCCCAGUGACAUAUCCCCUGAAUCCUUGGAUGGGGAGGAUGGUUCCUCUGCCUUUGUGGCUGCACAGGAGAAGGCGUUGGUCACCGCUCUCAUUGAUUCUAAAACUGUGGAUUACGCUGGGGCAUCUGAUGUGGUACCUGUUCCCUUUGGUAUACACAAGCCAGUGUGAGCUGCUAAGGUUUUCCCUUAACCCACAUAUUCCGACAAAUUUGUCUACAAGAACUGGGUUUGAUCGAAGCAUCCAAUUGAACUUCACGGUAUGCUUCACCUUAUCGGUCUCCUGAUCAGGAUGCAAUCGGACAAUGCCACUGCGGUGGCAUAUAUCAAUCAUAAGGUAUGAGAAGUGCGGCAGCGGCACUGGAGGCAUCUCCCAUCCUACAAAACGUGAAAACGUUUGUUCCAGCUCUGUCCGCCGUACACAUUCAAUGUAUCAAAAACUUGCAAGUGAAUUAUCCCAGCCUUCAGACACUGGAUCUUCUGUCCCAAGGGCUGGUAUUCCACCCUGCUUUAUCGUUGCUGGCUUAGACUGGGUGGCUAUUGAAAGCCAGGUUUUGAAGGUUGGGGGUUGUCUGCCUUGUGUUUCCGACUAUGUUAAAGGCUCAUAAGUCUACUUCUCGGAAGAAUUUUCACCAUCAUUUGGUGUGAAGCUUUGGGGUUCCAUCCUUGCUCAUUCUCAGUGGCUUGGGUGUUGGCUUUUCUCCAGCAGGGCGUGGAUCAGAAACUUUAAGCACGAUCAAGGGUCAAGUGUCUGCUCUGGCUGUUUUCUCUCAGCGUCCCUUGGACACACAUUCUUUGGUUCGCACUUUCAUUCAAGGGGUUCGUCAUAUGGUGACCCCUGUGCGUUCUCUGUUGCCACCGUGGGAAUUGAAUUUGGUGUUGUCGGCUCUACAGAAGCCACUGUUUGAAAGCAUUUGGAAUUUUCCCUUGCUUACUCUCUUGCAGAAUGUUGCCUUCCUAGUCGCUAUCGCUUUGGCUCAGCAGGUGUCGGAUUUGGCAGUUUUGUCCUGUAAGCCGCCUUAUUUGAUUUUACACAAGGACAAGAUGGUGCUUCAGCCACCCUCUUUUUUUUCCUUUUGAAGGUGGUGUCAGAUUUUCCUUUCAAUGAGGACAUUGUCCUUCUUCCUUCCUUGCCCUCGGUUGUCGCACCGUAAGAAGGUGGCAGCGAUCCGUGUGUACCUUUCUGUGAUGGCCACUUUUCAGAGGUCCGAUUCUCUUGGAUGGUCAUGGGAAAAGGCAUGAUGGCCUCUUCUGUCACCUUGUUAGACAUCAGAGAUCUCAUGGAGGGGUGUGGCGGUGAGCUGACUGUACCUGGGAUCAGUUUGCGGGAGGGUCACUAAACUUGCUCUAA
Rana temporaria (common frog) is the source of this 3932-nucleotide messenger RNA. Its product is annotated as zinc finger protein OZF-like. The record is from RefSeq and is a predicted model, not a curated record. The transcript has 3 exons. Bases 49 to 1476 code for a protein of 475 amino acids. Lineage: Eukaryota; Metazoa; Chordata; Amphibia; Anura; Ranidae.